UCACCCACAAGGCGUGCCGCGGGCACUCAAUCAAAGCGGAAGGCGGAGGAAAAGCCAGCUAGUGAAGCCAGAGCAAAACGCCUAAAGAAAUUCUACAACAACGAUUAUCGAGAACUUCUGAACAUUGAGAUACACGAUGCAGUUGCAAGAACCGUCCUUGCUGAUUACACACCUCUCCCGGAAAGUCAGAUUGGGUCGUCAAUAUGGACCUCGGAAGAGAAGGAUAUUUUUUUCUCGGCAUUGUCCAGGUUGGGCAGGAAUGAUGUCCGAGGGAUUGCACUUCGAAUCGGGAGUAAAUCGGAACUUGAAGUACAGGAGUAUAUCCAAGUUCUGCACCAAGGGAUGAAGGAGAAAGACGAUAUACGCAAGAAUCCCCUCAGCUACGCGGAUCUUCCAGCUGCCUUUGAAAUCAGUGGCGAAUGCUGUGGCUUGCUGGAAAGAGCUGGAGAGGCUCUUGCAUCCCGGCAGGAAUGUUCAGAAGAGAAGAAAGAAAAGAAUAAAUGGGGCAAUUCCUGGCUGCUUACUACCUAUCUCAGUAGAGAGAUAGAGCACCAAAGGAAGGAGAAUGGUGAAGAAAGCAUAGAGGAAACCCUCCCUGCAGCAAACCUACUCAAUCUCAAAAACUGGCUUGAAUUGUCUCAUAGAAUCUUCAUGAAUCCUGGUGAGCCUCGGGAAGAAGAUAACUGGCAGGCUUUGGCUGAGCCAGGUGAGACACCAGCUAUUCGAGCUACGGCAUUUGGGGAUUUCCAUUCUCUUGCGGUGAGCAUUACGAAACGACUUAUAUCAACCACACUCUUCUGCACUAUGUCCAGGCAACGAGCUACAAGUUCGAGGAAGUUCAAACGCGCCGAGGUCAAUACAGACGACGUGGAAGCGGCUGUGAAAAUCUUGGGCCUGAAGAGCGACAGUCACGAGUUCUGGGUUGGGUGCGCCAGAAGAUCCCAUCUGAACGUGUUUGACGACGGCGAGAACUCUGGUGAUGAGGCUGAUAUGACAUAUGACGAGGUGGAAAAUGCGUUGCGACAAGAAAUCCCCAGGCGCUCUCGAUCUCGGUCAUUGAGCCGCCCCCGCAGGCUUUCCAGGGCGUCUGUCAGUAGCGUUGACAUCGGAACGACUAGAGAUGAUUCAACAGACUCGCAAUCAGAAGGUCUCGAGACCGAUCAUGCUCCUCUGCCCAGCCAGGAAUCUGAUGUGAUGAGCAAUUUCAGCCUGGAAGAUGAAGAGUUCAUGGACUUAUCAGAUGACGAAAUCAUACCUCACAAUCCACGCUUGAAAGAGGCGAGGGAACGAAAAAUAGAAGAGAUAAAGGAGUUUAUGCGUGCUCAAGAGGUAUAUGAGGAAGCAUUCGAUGAGCAGGCAGAUCAGAUGGAAGAGCAACGAUUACGGAAGUUACUUGGGCAGACAACGCCUUUUGAUGUCAAACCCGAACCUCUAGAGGUACCGGCUCGACCUAAGCAUAGCAGAAAUCAGAUCGAGGAGGUAGAUUGGAAAGAUUCUGUUGAGUAUUGGAGUCCAUGGGAG
Messenger RNA from Amorphotheca resinae ATCC 22711, 1521 nucleotides. RefSeq lists its product as hypothetical. Gene Ontology annotation, molecular function: RNA polymerase I general transcription initiation factor activity; rDNA binding. The record is from RefSeq and is a predicted model, not a curated record. Gene Ontology annotation, cellular component: RNA polymerase I upstream activating factor complex. The transcript has a single exon. The annotation marks the transcript as partial. Gene Ontology annotation, biological process: transcription initiation at RNA polymerase I promoter; nucleolar large rRNA transcription by RNA polymerase I. NCBI's taxonomy places the organism in Eukaryota, Fungi, Ascomycota, Leotiomycetes, Helotiales, Amorphothecaceae.